Messenger RNA from Penicillium longicatenatum, 5430 nucleotides. It is a transcript of the gene pld3, whose product is annotated as phospholipase D. The record is from RefSeq and is a predicted model, not a curated record. Lineage: Eukaryota; Fungi; Ascomycota; Eurotiomycetes; Eurotiales; Aspergillaceae. The transcript has 3 exons. Gene Ontology annotation, molecular function: phosphatidylinositol binding; catalytic activity. Bases 1 to 5430 code for a protein of 1809 amino acids. Gene Ontology annotation, biological process: cell motility.
AUGACCGACGCAAUGUUAGCCUCCUCUUCUAGAGAGGCUGGCAAUGGCUCUGAAAUGGACCAAACCAAGAAACUAGAUACCAUCUCAACAACCGCACCGAGUUUGUCCUCGCCGUUUCCCUCUCCAACCGAAGUCAAACGGCCGGCGUCAUUCAAAUUGGCCCCGUCGACGGAUAUGAACGAUGACCACCAGGACCCUCAAAACCUACAGCCGGUCAAGGAAGCCCAUUCUGCUUCUUCAAUCAAGCCGAAUUUACGUUCCUCUUCCACUCAGCGCGGUUCGCCGAAAGAGGGGCUAACCCUGAAUACUCCGACCCCCAACAAGUCCAAUGAGGACAAUUCGUCGUCUGCGGCUCGUCACAAGCAUCAGACUUCCGCUACGGGUUUCUCUCCUCCUUCUCGUGCCCCCAGCGUUCAAUUCCGAGAAACCGAUACUGAAAACGCCGAACUGCCCCAGUCCCGACCACAAUCCCGGCCUACAUCUUUGUAUGGUGACGAUGGAGAGCAGACGGCCAGGGGAAGGUCAUUCAUCACCAAACUAAAGUCAUCCUUUACAUCCCACUCCCGCUCCGCUAGUGGAGGUGCAGUCCCGGAAUUUCGGCCACCCCCUCAGGAGUUGGCGACCCCCGGCUCUGAAAGGGGUGAGUUUCGCUUUCCCGAACCAUUGCCUGAAGAGGGAAGCGACAUCGAGGCGGAUGCGGAGGAGAGUGGCGCGGAGCAGACUGAUCGUCCCAAAAGAAAGAAGGUCUUACGACGCCCCCGAGCAGAGGAAGAGGAUUCAAACAACCGAACGGCGCCUACCACGCCCAAGGCUGGCCGUCGACCCUCUUUCCAUUUUUCCUCAUCUUUUGCACCAUUUGAGAAUUAUCGUCAAAACAUCUUCCCCCGAAGAGCUAGUACAACUGACUUUACUCCACAGCCCCGGGAGGGCGUGUCUGAGGAUGAGGGUCGUGAGAGGCUCAAUAGACGGAAAAGGAGCGCAUGGGCUGGGGCCCGCGGCAUGUCUUACAUUGGUCGACAGCCAGAUGAAAACCCAGAUGACCAGCGGCCAAGUCACCUUAGGCGGCUUACCGGUCUAACGGGUCCCUCGGAUAACGCCGAGAGCCUUACGGCCACUUGGAGACGCCACCGGAACGAACGCGGCACCAGUGCCAGCGCUCAAAGAUGGAAGCAGAUCAAGGCCGGUUUCAAGCUGAUCGGCCAACGGCGCAAGGUUGAUAACACAGUGGACAAUAAGAAAUCAGCAGAGCUGCUUGCUGAGUUAGCCUCGGCCGUGCCAGCUGCCCUGAUCUUGGCCAGUUUUUUCCAACGAGACGAACACGGAAGCAAACGAAUCCCGAUUCUUUUGGAACAACUGAAAGUUCGUGUAACAGAUAGUCGCAUUGAUUCCCACUCUGGCGAUCGCCAUCUGGUUUUCCGCAUCGAGUUGGAGUACGGUAGUGGUAUGACCCGAAUGAAGUGGAUCAUCUUUCGGACCUUGAAAGAUUUUGCCAAUCUACAUUUGAAGUACAAGCUUCAUCUUGGAACUCAGAAGUAUAUUCAACUGCGGACAAGUGAAAAUAGUCCCAGUCUUCCUCGUUUCCCAAGAAGUGCAUUCCCGUAUUUGCGGGGUGUCAGGGGACUAGAAAGUGAGUUCGAGGAUGAAGAUGAAGAAGGGGGCUACGAGACUGGACCAGAGCCAAUGAGUGGGAAUGAGAGGGCAGGGAAAAAGAAAAAGCAGACUCAGCAACAUCAACGCCGCUCGUCUGGUCCUCUUGCCCGUCGAAAGUCAAGUAUUACGAAUCCUCAGGAAGGCGAAUCUGCCGUAGCCCCUUCAUCCACACAUGAAGGAGUCCAGGGUGGCAAAAGGGAAACCUAUCCUGAAAGACAACGCAAGAAACUUGAGAUGUACUUGCAGAAGAUGAUUCGUUUCCUAAUCUUCCGGGCUGAUAGCAAUCGUCUUUGCAAAUUCCUUGAGUUAUCCGCUCUUGGAGUUCGUCUCGCCGCCGAAGGCAGCUACCAUGGCAAAGAGGGCUUCCUAAUUAUUCAAUCAUCAAAGGGCUUGGACUUCCGGAGAGCCUUGAACCCAUCUCUCAUUAAGAAACGACACUGGCCAAAGUGGUUCCUUGUUCGACAUAGCUACGUGGUUUGUGUGGAUUCACCCGAGGAGAUGAACAUUUACGAUGUUUUUCUUGUGGACUCGCAUUUCAAAAUCCAAACCCCAAAGAUCAGCCUCCGCAAUCAAAAAGCGAAGGACCUAGCCAAAUCUGCAAAACAAUCUGCGAGACACCCUCAGCACCAUACGUUAAGACUUGAAAAUUCUGAGCGCAAACUGAAAUUGCUUGCACGGAAUGAACGCCAACUCCAGCAGUUCGAAGACUCCAUUCGAUUCAUGGCUCAAAAUACCCCGUGGAUGCGACCUAAUCGGUUCGACAGCUUUGCUCCAGUGCGGCAAAAGUGCUUUGCGCAGUGGCUCGUCGAUGCCCGGGAUCACAUGUGGGUUGUUUCAAGAGCAAUCAAUCAGGCCAAGGACGUGAUUUAUAUCCAUGACUGGUGGUUGAGUCCAGAGUUGUAUAUGCGACGACCAGCUGCUAUCAGCCAAAAGUGGCGAUUGGAUCGUCUCCUGCAACAAAAGGCCCGUGAGGGUGUCAAGAUCUUUGUCAUUAUGUACCGAAACAUCAACUCCGCCAUUCCAAUUGACUCUGAAUACUCGAAGUUUUCUCUCCUUGAAUUGCAUCCCAAUAUCUUUGUCCAGAGGUCUCCGAACCAAUUUCGCCAGAACACUUUCUUUUGGGCCCAUCAUGAAAAGUUGUGUCUUAUCGAUCACACGCUGGCUUUCGUUGGAGGUAUCGAUCUGUGCUUCGGGCGUUGGGAUACGCCUCAGCACAAAUUGACCGACGACAAGCCUACUGGCUUUGAAACUGCAGACAUGCACAAGGAUGCAGAGAACUGCCAAUUAUGGCCGGGCAAGGAUUAUUCAAACCCACGGAUUCAGGAUUUCUAUGAUCUAGAUAAGCCAUACGAAGAGAUGUAUGAUCGAAAUGUUGUCCCUAGGAUGCCUUGGCAUGAUAUCUCGAUGCACGUGGUUGGCCAGCCCGCUCGUGAUCUCACCCGGCACUUCGUCCAGCGCUGGAAUUAUAUCCUCCGCCAACGGAAACCAACACGUCCCACGCCAUUCCUCCUGCCUCCCCCAGAUUUCAAUCCUGCUGAUUUGGAGGCAUUGGGUCUGGAUGGAACAUGUGAAGUGCAAAUCCUACGGUCCAGCAGCAUGUGGUCCACUGGCACUCCAGAAGUCACCGAGCAUAGCAUCAUGAAUGCCUAUGUCAAGCUGAUCGAGGAAUCCGAGCACUUUGUCUACAUUGAGAAUCAGUUUUUCAUCAGUACCUGUGAAAUUGAUGGCCGGAAGAUUGAGAACCUGAUUGGUGAUGCUUUAGUGGAACGAAUUGUUCGCGCAGCAAAGAACGGGGAAGCAUGGCGCGCUGUGAUCGUCAUUCCAUUGAUGCCAGGUUUUCAAAACACCGUGGAUAGUGAGGGCGGUACUAGUGUGCGUCUGAUCAUGCAAUGUCAAUACCGCAGCAUUUGUCGCGGCGAGACAUCGAUUUUCGGUCGUCUUCGUGCGCUGGGCAUCGAGCCGGAGGAUUUUAUUCAAUUCUUCAGCCUGCGAACCUGGGGCAAAAUUGGUCCACAAAAGCAGGUGGUGACCGAACAGCUUUACAUCCACGCCAAGUGCAUGGUUGUCGAUGAUCGUGCCGCCAUCAUCGGAUCAGCAAACAUCAAUGAACGUUCCAUGUUGGGCUCUCGCGAUUCAGAGGUCGCGUCCGUGGUCCGUGAUACCGAUAUGAUCAUGUCCACUAUGAACGGCAAACCAUAUCUCGUUGGCCGAUUCCCCCACACUCUUCGCAUGCGGUUGAUGCGGGAGCAUCUUGGAAUUGAUGUUGACGAGCUCCUGGAGCAUGAUAUUGCGACUGAGGAGGAGCUGCGCAAGAUUCAAGACGCCGAGGAAAAUAGCAGGCCAGCAGGUGAACGGCAGCAACGCGAUUCAGAAUCAUCAGUUAUGGAGCGACAAGACGAGCGAGAGAUGAUUGAGCGCAGGCAUCGUGUUCAAGAUGAAUUCUUAUCCCGCUCCGAGGACAUGCACAGCUUCAACCACGAUGUCGACUGGGAGCAGGGCAACAACCCAAAUCUCAAGAGCAAUCGGAGGUUGACUGCCGAUCCCCGCGUUACAGAUAACUCCGAACAUCGAAAGGAUGUAGACGGUGAAGGCAUUGAUAAUUUGAAAGCUGCCGAGAAAGAAGGUCGGGUAGUCGGUCGUGACUCGCAAAUGUCUCCUGUUGGCAGAGAGUCUCUUGUGUCUCCGAUUCAUCCCGAGGGCAAAGGUACCAUCAAACAGCCGAAGCAGUCUUCGCCCCAAAAGUCGUCUCGGGCCAAAGCAAUCCGUAAGGAUGUCAAGCUCGAGUCUUCAACAGAGGUCCCUCGUGACUCCGAGGCCAAUACAAACUCAGAUACCCCUUCGCAUGGCCAUGGUGUCUCUGAACCAUCGAGUCGCGACUCAGAAUCCGGUCCUGGUCAUCUGAUUUCCAAAGACAACCAUGAUCAUUCCCGAUACGGCCAUCCCUCCGUUCCAGAUCUAAAGCAUGUCUACAUUGACAAGGACUGUAUGAAAGACCCGGUCAAUGAUGCGUUCUACUUGGACACUUGGCAGGCUGUUGCCGAAAAGAACACAAAGAUUUACCGAUCUGUCUUCAGGUGCAUGCCUGAUAGCGAGGUAAAAAACUGGAAAGAAUACAAGGAAUAUGCAGCUUACGGCGAGCGCUUUGCGGAGAUGCAAAGUCAACCAAGCAAAGCCUCCAACCCACCUGCCCAGCGACAAACCGGCCCCCCUGGGGGUAAUUGCUCGGCUUCCGCACCACUCGGCUCGCCGGUCUCCAUGGUCAGCCCCAAGACUGAAGUGCCUUCCGUUGAGACAAAGACCUCACGAACAAUUGACGAAAAGCUUGGAUUGGCGGGAGACGGUACUGGAAACCAAGGUGAUCGAUCGCAGUCUGAGCAUGCCAGGCAAGAAACCUUAUCCUCCAUUGACGAAAAGUCUUGUCUCAAGACCGCCUCCGAUCCACACUUGUUGAGCACCGCACUAAAUGGGAACGACGGUAACGCCGUUGCUGGAGAGGACGUUGAGAAGCCGCGUUCCAAUUCAGCGCAUGUUGACUACUCUGAGGCAGUGAAUCUCAAUGCCUCUCAAUCACGAAGGCGCAGACGAAGAGCAACGACUAUUGGCUCCAAGCAAUUCCAUGCUACGGAUGACGUGAUGGACAAACAGUGUGCAGAGGAAUUUUUGAACAAGACUCAAGGUCAUCUUAUCCUUUGGCCAUAUGAUUGGCUUGAAAAAGAGGAACAGGGUGGCAAUUGGCUCUACGCCUUGGAUCAAAUCUCACCCUUGGAAAUCUACAAUUGA